Messenger RNA from Penicillium samsonianum, 1452 nucleotides. RefSeq lists its product as uncharacterized. The transcript has 2 exons. The record is from RefSeq and is a predicted model, not a curated record. NCBI's taxonomy places the organism in Eukaryota, Fungi, Ascomycota, Eurotiomycetes, Eurotiales, Aspergillaceae. Bases 1 to 1452 code for a protein of 483 amino acids.
AUGACGGGCGGUUCAUCGAAACACCCACCAACAGACCCGACAUCCGCGCCCAGUAUGGAUCAGUCGACUGGUAGCAAGCGUCGGUCGUCCUAUGGCCUGCGACCGCCCAAGCCCGAGGAGAAUAAGAUGGAGCUGGGAGUACCUGACAGACCCUAUAUAUGGUCGAAAGAAGCAACCAGGGAAAUGAUUACUGAGCCGAGGCCCGACAGACCCCAUGGUCAUAGCCUGCCCCUUGGGGAGCAACCGCUGAACGUUCCAUUACGAGAGCUAUCGGGCUGGAAUUCGGCUUCCAAAAUUGGGACCCAGUACGGCCAUUUCCUCACCACAAAGAUCCUCUGGAAGUAUUCCCAGGUUGAAGACCUGGCAAACAUGAAUACUGCGGUCUGCGAGGCUCUGGAUAUCCCCAAUUGGGCAAAAGCGACGGCUUAUGAGUAUGUCUCCGGUUAUGAAGAUUGGAGUCGGUUUAUCGAUCACAUCGCCAAAUAUCCGAUCGCAAAGCCUGGAAACCCCAUUCUCAUUGGAGCAUUCUCGAAUAUUCGAGAUCAGCAGUCGCGAAUAGAAGGAGCUUGUGUUGAGUUGUUUGGAGACAGACCACCCUCCCCGAUUGCCAAAAAGCGCAGAAGAGUCACCAACAUGUCUUUCCCCGGCCAGCUCAUGACGAGCGGCACGCCCAAUGCCUCCCCCGACCAGCUCAUGACGAGCGGCAGUACAACCCCCUUUACCGCGGAAAAACUGGAGCGGAUCACAAGGAGAUUACAAAACCUGACUCUAGAGAGCAGGGAAACCGAUAAUACUGGAGGUUUCACGGCGCUGGUGACUUCCAUUGGAGUAAAGACGCCGUUUGGCAAUUCCGAAGCCAAGAAGCGAACGCAUGAAGCGAAGAUCAAUAUGAGCUUCGUCAAUUUUCUUUACACAAUCUGCUUAUUACUGCCGACCGAGUUGAAGUGGGACAGUAUCCAGCAUCAUCUCAAAUUGCAUGUCGGUGAGGCUGAAUACAAAGCAAUCGUCGAUGGUGGUCUGGUAGAUCCCGAUGCGGAAAUGCAGGUCUUACUUGAAGUCAAGGCUAUGCAUCUGUCAUCGAGUUCGGUAAAGGAAGUCUUGAUGCAACAGGGACUUGAAAUGCUAGCAUGGAUUACCACAACGCUCGGUAUUCAAGGGUCAAAGGGACCAAGAGUUCAAAUAAUCGAUUCACCGAUCAGAAGAUGGGUGAUGUUAGCACAAUACGCUACACAGAUAUAUUUUGUUGUCGCUGAGCUGCAUGAAGAGUACAUCGAGUACCUGGUUAAAGGCACACGCUCUAGGAACCCCUUCGAUAGGAACGCACAUCUAACAAUGCGGCUACUGGGACCCUUCAGCAUUUAUUCCGCCGAAGAGAUGCGGGCCUUUGGUUUUCUUGUUGUCGCGCUUACCGUUGUCCAGCACCGGGAUUGGAAGAAGAGUAAGGAGGAUUAG